AUGUUUCCUGGAAUGGCGUAUCAACCGCUCUCGCCGUUUAGAAAGUCAAACAAGUCCCAUCCGACGUUGCCUCCCGACCUCGCCAGGCCAGGAAUUGCCCCCAUGCCGUUUGAAUCUCCCAACGCACGCUCAAAGACAAUUACAGUCGCAGAUGGUCCAAAUACUGGUGGUUAUCUACUCAAGAAUCUCGAAUUACAUCCAAACUCCAAGAUUCCAUCCGUCUUGAACAAGACCUUUCAUGCCGUAGACUCGCAACUCUCCCAAAUGGCAGCAGAGAAUAAGACACACUCUGGAUGUACAGCUGUUGCAGCAUUCCUCCGGAUCGAAGACGAACUCGGUGGCCAGGCAUUCCGAGAGGCGCAUACAACAAUGACAGACGAACCAACAAGCUUGACCACCGAUGACGACAAGCGUCCGACAACACCCACCUCGAAACCCUCGGCCUCUGGACGGUCGACACCAUCCAAUUUCGACUCGAAAUCUGGCCACCAGUCACCUGAGAGAUCCAACUCGAGUUCAAAGUUGCGAAGCGCCGUCAAGAAUUUCACCUCCAAGCUCAGUGGAAAUGGUAGUGGGGGUACCAUCAAGUCGGAAGAUGGCAGCACGGGUGUCCCCGUCGUCAAGGGAAGCAUACAAGCGCCGUUUGAACCGUGUCAUGAUGGCUGGGGGUUUGAUGUCCCUAGCAGCAAAAGGAGCAAGAGCUCUGCCUCAGACUCGACGUCUCUGCAAUCUUCUGGACCUCCUUCAAAACGAUUGAGGAGAGUCCUCUACGCUGCUAAUGCUGGAGACGCGCGGGCCGUGCUUUGUCGGAAUGGAGAGGCGCUUCGGUUGACGUAUGAUCACAAGGGGAGUGAUGCGCAAGAGUCGAAACGGAUCACUGAUGCGGGUGGAUUCGUGAUGAACAAUCGUGUGAAUGGUGUCCUUGCUGUCACGAGGUCCUUGGGUGAUUCAGCAAUGAAAGACUUUGUUGUUGGUGCGCCCUAUACGACCGAGACGGAGGUUGGGCCAGCAGACGAGUUUAUCAUCAUUGCGUGCGAUGGGCUGUGGGACGUGACAGAAGAUCAAGAAGCCGUCAACCUCGUCCGGGAUAAAUCAGAUGCGCAGCAAAUGGCCAAGCUUUUGCUCGAGCAUGCGCUCGUCCGGUUUUCGUCGGAUAAUGUGACCGUCAUGGUCGUGCGCUUCAAGCCCGUUUCUGGGUCGUCGUAG
Messenger RNA from Serendipita indica DSM 11827, 1206 nucleotides. NCBI's taxonomy places the organism in Eukaryota, Fungi, Basidiomycota, Agaricomycetes, Sebacinales, Serendipitaceae. The record is from the annotation of a GenBank genome assembly.